GCCCCUGUAACAGACUCUGCACAAUGACUAAAAAGGAAGUGUUACACAAGCAACAGCAAAUUUGUGGGAACAGAAGACUGGUAAUGAGGAUGUAAAUAGGCUGAAGUGAUGUCACAGCUGAGAACAACUCCUGAUAAGCUGCUUGCAACAGCCAGACAUCUUCUAGCAAGGAGCAGGUCUAACACUGCCCCUGCCCAGGAGUUGCUUUGGGGACCCUACUGUCAGCAAGAAGGGAAGCCAGAGAACUUCUCACCAGUCCUGCUGCUCUCUAGAGCCCACAUCACCUCAGCAGCCCCGUGGUCUUCUCUGCACACCCACCGCCCCACAAACAGGCAUAAAUCCACUUGGCUUUGCUUCAAAACCUCAGCCACUGCAGAAUGUUCAAAAAACUCACCAAAUUCAUCGUAAAUCAAAUGGAUCCACGCAAAGAAUUGGUCCCUGUCGAGAGCAUUGCAUACAAUGAGCACUUCAGGCCUCUCUAUCUACUGAAAAAAAAGAGAAAAUCAAAAUCCAUGUUCCAUCCAGCUCCCUACUACCAGCAGACAGGGUUCACACUGCAUGAUGUGCUGCUGCCUGGAGAAGAUGGUGAAAGCACAGAGUCCCUCCUUCAAGAUUCCAACCAUAUUACUCUCACAAAAACCAGCGCUGACCAAGCUGAUGGAGGUCUCAGCAUUUCAUUUGACCCUGCAAGUGUAGAAAUGCAAGGAGGUGCCUCCUUGGCCAAGGCAAUUGCUAUCAAGCCACAGAAGAAGAGUGUAUCACUGGAAUCUCUGGAGGCACUGAGAAGAGAAAGACAAAUCAACAUGGAUCAUUCCUUCAUCCAACAAGUACAGGAAAGAGCCAUCGAUCUAUACGUGGUGACUGAAAUCCUCGAAGCCUCAGAGGAGACUGUGUACAGGCAAUCCACAAAGGCAGAUGGGGUCAUUAAUGUCAUGUGUCACAUUACAGUCGGUGCCAAGAGCACCAGGGAGGACAAACAAACCAUAGUCAUUCCCAAGGGCUGCACCCUGGCCUUCAGGACCAUGCUGCUACGCAUUAGAAAUGGAGCAUGGUGUAAGUAA
Sturnus vulgaris (Common starling) is the source of this 1061-nucleotide messenger RNA. Lineage: Eukaryota; Metazoa; Chordata; Aves; Passeriformes; Sturnidae. The record is from RefSeq and is a predicted model, not a curated record.